AUUACUGUUGUUUGCCUUCAGAGACCACCAUUUAUGCCUCCUCCCAUGGGCAGCAUGCCACCGCCUCCCGGAAUGAUGUUCCCUCCGGGAAUGCCGCCUGUCACUGCCCCUGGGACACCAGCGAUGCCCCCAGCUGAGGAGAUCUGGGUGGAGAACAAAACUCCGGAUGGCAAGGUCUAUUUCUACAACGCACGGACGCGUGAGUCAGCGUGGACUAAGCCAGAUGGGGUGAAAGUCAUCCAGCAGUCGGAGCUGACGCCGAUGCUGGCAGCCCAGGCCCAGGUCGGUGCCUCCACACCAACAACCAGCAGUGCCGCGUCGCCGUCAACCUCCUCCAGCACUCAGUCCUCCACAACCUCUACCACAACCACGGCCACGUCGGUCUCGCAGACGAAUUCCACACCUACUACACAAGACCAGACCCCAAGUUCGGGUGUUUCAGUUGCCACACCAUCAGUCAGUGUUUCAACCUCUGCUCCUUCUGCUACACCUGUGCAGACUGUACCCCAGCCAGUCCCACAGACAUUGCCUCCUGCAGUUCCUCAUGCAGUACCUCAACCAACUGCAGCAAUUCCUGCUUUUCCACCAGUAAUGGUACCUCCAUUUCGUGUCCCCCUUCCUGGCAUGCCUAUUCCACUUCCAGGUGUAGCAAUGAUGCAAAUAGUCAGCUGCCCGUAUGUAAAGACAGUCGCUACCACCAAGACCGGUGUCUUGCCAGGAAUGGCACCUCCCAUCGUCCCUAUGAUCCAUCCUCAGGUCGCCAUUGCUGCUUCACCUGCCACACUGGCUGGAGCGACAGCAGUGUCUGAGUGGACAGAGUACAAAACAGCAGAUGGAAAGACGUACUACUACAACAACAGGACUUUGGAAUCAACGUGGGAAAAACCCCAAGAACUGAAAGAAAAAGGUACUGUUUUUUUAAAUAUAACUAUGUGGGAGAGGCAAAACUGCUUCGACUACUGAUGGCUGUGUUUGAAA
Messenger RNA from Meleagris gallopavo (turkey), 978 nucleotides. The record is from RefSeq and is a predicted model, not a curated record. NCBI's taxonomy places the organism in Eukaryota, Metazoa, Chordata, Aves, Galliformes, Phasianidae.